UGACUUGCUGCCUUCUGACUGGCUCUGUUAUUGCAUCAGAGGCAGGACGAAACCUUUUCUCUGACAGUCUGCUGAGACUACGGACUAGAUUUCUCUUCACUAUAACAUCCCAACUCCGACUGAUGGUCACAAGCUUCAUUGUGAAGGUCAAACCAGAGGCCAACUGCCUAAACACAUCUCACAGACCCAAACUCUCUCUGAAGAUGCAGUCCGUAUAUAGUGGGAAGGAGACCAGCACAAACAGGGUGAUCCUGGACAUCAAAAUGCUCUCUGGAUUUGUCCCAAACCCAGAGUCUUUGAAGAGGCUCAAAGGUGCCCUGCUGGUGGAUCGCGUUGAACAAAAGGAAGAUCAUGUCCUCUGUACCUACGGGGGUGAGAGGAAUUCACAUUGA
Molecule: messenger RNA, 392 nt
Organism: Larimichthys crocea (large yellow croaker)
Lineage: Eukaryota; Metazoa; Chordata; Actinopteri; Sciaenidae
Product: ovostatin-like
Exons: 4
Coding region: 123-392 (89 amino acids)
Cellular component (GO): extracellular region
Source: RefSeq, a predicted model, not a curated record